AUGGCGGAGAACGUGGCAGAACCGAGCCAACCAGCGACCAGGACGGGCCCCUUGACCACGCAGCAGCUUGUGGCGCUCUUCGUGGACGGAGGAGUGGACGGCAUGACGCUCGUCUGGAGCCAGGAGCUGGACGGAUGGAAGCCCAUCGGUGAGGUGCCGUCGCUGAAGGAGUUUUUGCAGGAAGCCAAUGACGACAUGGAUCGGGAGGCGGAGCUGCAAGAGCAGACCACGGAGGUUCCUGCUGAGCAUCAAGUUUUUGAGAAAGAGGCUACGGAGGCGUUGGUCGCGGAGGAUGGCAAACAGUAUGUGUUUGACGCUGAGUCGAAGACGUACGUGACGCCCGAGGACAAGAUUGAGGAAGAGCUGGCGUCGCUUCAGGAAGCUGCGAUGGCGGAAAGCGAGAAGACACAAGGAGAAGAUUCACCAGUUGGCAAAGAGAAUAGUGCGAUAAGUGAGAAUGGUGAUGAAAGUGCUGGCAAGAACGAAGUGCCGUCCGCGAGGCCGGCGGCAACGGAAGCGAAGCCUGCAGACCAGACAGAGGUAGAUGCAGACGCUGCUAAGAAGCGAAAGAAGAAGAAAAAGAAGAAGAGCGACAAGUGGAAGAAGAGCAAAGUGAAUACGUGGGUCUACGUAAACGGCCUGCCGCUAGACAUCACGGUGCAGGAAGUUCACGACCACUUUGCCAAGUGCGGCGUGAUCCAGUCCGAUAUUGCAACCGGCGAGCCUCGUAUCAAGAUGUACCAGAACAAGGAAAGCGGCGGACUCAACGGCGAUUGUUCAGUUUGCUACAUGAAGGAGGCCUCAGUAGAGCUCGCCGUUCAACUUCUUGACAAGUCACAGAUCCGACCAGAGUGGCCUAUCGAUGUAUCACCCGCUGAGUUUAAACAAAAAGGACAAGAUUUUGUGAAGCGGAAGAAACCAAAGAUUGACACCCGCGCCAAGAUCAAAAUGUUUGAAAAAGAAAAGGCAUUAUCUUGGAAUGAAGGCGAAGUCAGCGAGCCUGCUGGCUUGCGUAUUGUGGUGAUCAAGCACAUGUUUACCCCUGCGGAAAUCGAAGAUGAAGAGUAUGAAAAGGAAUUGCAGGAAGACAUCCACGACGAGUGCUCGAAGAUCGGAGAGGUUUCGAAAAUAACUCUGUUCGCUAAGCACGUGGAUGGCGUCGUUGUGAUCAAGUUCGCUUCAAGUGGCAGCGCUGCUCGGUGCGUAGAGGUCAUGAACGGACGAUUCUUCGCUGGUCGCAAGCUCGAGUGCGGAUUCUGGGACGGCACGGACUACACUCAUCGUGAAAGCAAGACGGAGGAGAAAGAACGCGCUGAGAAGUUCCAAGAGUGGCUGGAAGAGGGAUCUUCCUCGUCUGAGAGCGAAGCCGAGGAGGAAGAGAAAAAGACGGAAGAGAGCGCACAAGGUAGUACAGGCCAGGAAGUCCACGCUGGACGUGAGUUGCCUCCUCUUGGGGAGGACAGUGACGAUAGUGAUGUGGAAAGCAACGGUGAGGACGACGCCAGCUCCGUGGUGCCUGGUAACGAGGUGCAUGCUGGUCGAGUUAUGCCCGAUCUUGACGAUCUCGGUGAUGAGGAUGGGGACAAGUAA
This is a messenger RNA of Phytophthora sojae, 1590 nucleotides long. RefSeq lists its product as hypothetical. Gene Ontology annotation, molecular function: RNA binding. Bases 1 to 1590 code for a protein of 529 amino acids. The record is from RefSeq and is a predicted model, not a curated record. Gene Ontology annotation, cellular component: U2 snRNP; U2-type spliceosomal complex. The transcript has 7 exons. Lineage: Eukaryota; Oomycota; Peronosporomycetes; Peronosporales; Peronosporaceae. Gene Ontology annotation, biological process: mRNA splicing, via spliceosome.